This is a messenger RNA of Phalaenopsis equestris, 1968 nucleotides long. Its product is annotated as protoheme IX farnesyltransferase, mitochondrial-like. Gene Ontology annotation, cellular component: mitochondrion; membrane. The record is from RefSeq and is a predicted model, not a curated record. Lineage: Eukaryota; Viridiplantae; Streptophyta; Magnoliopsida; Asparagales; Orchidaceae. Gene Ontology annotation, molecular function: protoheme IX farnesyltransferase activity. Gene Ontology annotation, biological process: heme biosynthetic process.
GUAUAUAUCCCCUUCCAUUCCGCUCCAUACCCGCUAGCCCUAGUCUUUAUCUUUCUUCAUCCCAACAAGCUUCUCUCGCUUCAGCUUCUCUAAAUCCCGUAAAUCCUCGUUCCAACGGGAUUUACUAAAUCUGGUUUUAGGCAAAACGAAGGAGAAACGGGUUCAAGAUCCCGUGGGAUUCAAAGUUUUCUUUGGCUGGAUAUAGGUUAAAUUCUGCUUAAAUUCUGCUUAAAUCCUGCUACUAAGAGUUGCUCGCUGCCAUGUGGAGAAGCGCCGUGACGAGGAGUCUCAUUCUCCUUCCCUCUCGCAGUGCAAACCGCAACCCUAGUCUUACCCCAGUGUCCUGCUUUGCACGUCAUUCCAUUGCGCCCUUUCUUGCUUCUUCCUACUUCAGUGAUAGCUCUGUAGGGCUUGAGAGUUGUCUACCCCAAUUUUCCCGACUCCAUUCCGCGGCAGGUCCCUGGAAGCCGGAGUUCGGAAAGCUUUCCAUCCGAAGGAGAGUACCUAUAGGCUCCGCCGCAGCCACCGCUGAUCCCGCUGCUGAGGCGGAGGUGGUGCUGGGAUCUUGGGGGUAUGCUCCGGCGUUACUAUUCCAGAAGGUCAGGGGCAUCUCUGAGGUUGUCAAUCACUAUGGUCGAUGCUACUGGGAGCUCUCCAAAGCACGUCUCAGCAUGCUUGUGGUUGCAACUUCUGGAGCAGGUUAUGUUCUGGGAAGUGGACAUGUUAUAGACGUUGUUGGCCUUUGUUGUACUUGUGCUGGGACCAUGAUGGUUGCUGCUUCCGCUAACACUUUAAAUCAGGUUUUUGAGGUACAAAAUGAUGCCAAAAUGAAACGUACUAGGCAGAGACCCUUACCUUCAUGUCGUAUUGGUGUUGCUCAUGCAGUCAUGUGGGCAUCCAGUAUGGGGUUUUCUGGCACAACUUUGUUGGCUUGGAAGGCUAAUUACUUGGCCGCUGGGCUUGCGGUUAGUAAUCUAUUUCUUUAUGCUUUUGUUUAUACUCCCUUAAAGCAAAUUCAUCCGGCUAAUACGUGGGUUGGAGCAGUUGUAGGUGCUAUUCCUCCACUCCUUGGGUGGGCUGCUGCUUCCGGUGAGGUUUCACUCAAUGCCAUGCUCCUUCCAGCUGCUUUAUAUUUUUGGCAGAUUCCUCAUUUUAUGGCUCUUGCCUACUUGUGUCGCGGUGACUAUAUUGCUGGAGGGUUCAAGAUGUUUUCUUUUUCUGAUGUUUCUGGUUGGAGAACUGCAACUGCAUGCGUUUCUUUACGGAACUGCCUCUAUCUGCUUCCGUUGGGAUUUCUAGCUUAUGAUUGGGGUAUCACUUCGAAAUGGUUCGCUGUAGAGUCAUCUUUCAUGACAUUGUUAAUAGGCACAGCAGCUUUGCUAUUUCUUCGUGAGAGGACAACUAAUACUGCAAGGAGGAUGUUCUAUGCCAGCCUUCUUUAUCUCCCUUUAUUUGUAUUUAUGUCUGGCUUGCUUUUUCACAGAGUGCCAAAGACUGAAGUGGAAUCACUGCUUGUUGGAUCAAGUCCUACCGAGGAGCUUUUGAUUAAUGAAAAUGAAGAAUUCGAGGAUGAGAAUAGGAAUAUCCAACCGGCUCAUUUUCGAACGGCACGUCCGCUAAUAGCGUAUGCAUCCGCUGCUCCUUUCCCUUUCCUGCCAGCACCUACAUAUGCCUAUUCCAGCUUAUGAUCUGCUUGAAUUUUUUGCUUUAACAUCCAGUUUUAUCAUUAGGUUUUAUCAAUGAGUUUUUGUGCUCCGAAAAAACCUGAGGGAGGCCCAAUAAAAUAUCCAUUAACCUAUACGUGGUCCAAAAACAUUAAUAUGUCUUAUUCGUUUAUUUAUUUACUUGAAUAUGUUGUAGAUUUUUGUGCGUUGUCAUAUGAAUUUCUUGAUAGAAGUUCUUAUUCUCAUAAACAUGGAAACACGUACAUUUCCUGUACUUUUGUCUGGAUUGUCAAUCUUUUUCGCG